Colletes gigas is the source of this 892-nucleotide messenger RNA. It is a transcript of the gene NC2alpha, whose product is annotated as transcription regulator complex subunit bur6. Gene Ontology annotation, molecular function: protein heterodimerization activity; core promoter sequence-specific DNA binding; transcription corepressor activity. Gene Ontology annotation, cellular component: negative cofactor 2 complex; nucleus. Bases 197 to 892 code for a protein of 231 amino acids. The transcript has 5 exons. NCBI's taxonomy places the organism in Eukaryota, Metazoa, Arthropoda, Insecta, Hymenoptera, Colletidae. The record is from RefSeq and is a predicted model, not a curated record. Gene Ontology annotation, biological process: positive regulation of transcription by RNA polymerase II; negative regulation of transcription by RNA polymerase II; transcription by RNA polymerase II.
UAUCGACCAUUAAAUUUACGAACAUAAAAUAUUUUAUGAAUUAUUGAAAAUACACAUUACAGAUGUGUGUCAAGUUUCGGAACACUUCAAUUGCUGCAAAUACAACAUAAACGCGUUUUUUUUUUUGCAAAGCUUUAUUUGUCGUUUUCUUUAUAUUUAAUUUAACGUGGUGUGAAGUACUGGCAAUCUCGUUACAAUGCCAAGUAAAAAGAAAAAAUAUAAUGCACGUUUUCCAGCUGGUCGGAUCAAGAAAAUUAUGCAGACUGACGAAGAAGUUGGAAAAGUUGCACAAGCAGUGCCAAUUAUAAUUUCUAGAACAUUAGAAUUGUUUGUGCAUUCGUUACUUACAAAGACUAUGCAAAUUACAAGUGCCAAAAAUGCUAAAACUUUGAGUCCAUCUCAUAUGAAACAAUGUAUUUUAUCAGAAAGUCGGUUUGAUUUUUUGAAAGAUCUGGUGAAGUCUUUGCCAGAUAUUUCAGGACCUGAUGAUGAAGUGCCUACACCGCCAUUGACGCCUGCUCCAAUAAAUUCAAAUAUAUCAAAUUCGUCCAUCUGUACAUCGGCAUUGCGACAUUGCGAAAUAGGACUUCAGAAGCAGCAAAUGGGAUUAACUACUGAAGUAAAUGUAGAACAUAAAAAUUUAGAGGAUAACGGAGGAACAGGAAUGUAUAAUUUAGGCGCUGUUAACGAAACAGUUAUAAAUGCAUCUGUCUCUCAAGUUCCAGAAUUUCAAAUAUCCGUGCCUACGGCAUUUCAAAUUAGUCAACCAAACUUUUAUACAGAAGUUAAUCCUAUGAAUUUAAGUACAAACACAUCUGGUGUAAAUACAAGUAAUCAACCAACAUCAAACUUUGCUCAUACUGCCAAUAUUGAUGAAGAUUAUGAUAUAUAG